Molecule: messenger RNA, 888 nt
Organism: Knipowitschia caucasica
Lineage: Eukaryota; Metazoa; Chordata; Actinopteri; Gobiiformes; Gobiidae
Source: the annotation of a GenBank genome assembly
AUGUCUGAAUUCAAGGGGAAGAAUUUGGACCAGAUCGACAUAGAUCCUCAUGAGGAAUUGCAUGUGGACAAUGAAUCCGACAGUGAAGAUGAGGACGACACGACCGGGAAGAAUACAACACCUUCCACUUCACCUGCGCCUUCCUCCUCACAAUCAUCCGACUCGCACUUUAAGGUGAACAAGAAAUCAAGUAAUGCCAUUGGACAAAUUGGUGCUCGUCCAGCCCAAGGUGGAUUGGAGGAUGGUUUGGAAGAAAAGGAGCCGCUGCAGGAGGUCACAGCACGACCAAAAGCUAAAGGAAAGGUUGUUGUCAAAAAGAGGAAGUGGACUGAGGAAGAAAUCCAGGCUGUGGAGAAAACCCUCAUGGACUGCAUCAGGACCCUAAAGUUGGACCUACGCAGCCACAGUUGGACCUACGCAGCCACAGUUGGACCUACGCAGCCACAGUUGGACCUGCGCAGCCACAGUUGGACCUACGUGACAGUUGGACCUGCGCAGCCACAGUUGGACCUGCGCAGCCACAGUUGGACCUGCGCAGCCACAGUUGGACCUACACAGCCACAGUUGGACCUGCGCAGCCACAGUUGGACCUGCGCAGCCACAGUUGGACCUGCGCAGCCACAGUUGGACCUACGCAGCCACAGUUGGACCUACGUAACCACAGUUGGACCUACGCAGCCACAGUUGGACCUACGCAGCCACAGUUGGAACUACGCAGCCACAGUUGGACCUGCGCAGCCACAGUUGGACCUACGUGACAGUUGGACCUACGCAACCACAGUUGGACCUGCGCAGCCACAGUUGGACCUACGUGACAGUUGGACCUACACAGCCACAGUUGGACCUACGCAGUCACAGUUGGACCUACGCAGCCACAGUUGGACCUAG